This is a messenger RNA of Tetrahymena thermophila SB210, 861 nucleotides long. Its product is annotated as signal peptidase subunit protein. NCBI's taxonomy places the organism in Eukaryota, Ciliophora, Oligohymenophorea, Hymenostomatida, Tetrahymenidae. The record is from RefSeq and is a predicted model, not a curated record. Gene Ontology annotation, cellular component: membrane; signal peptidase complex. Gene Ontology annotation, biological process: protein targeting to ER. The transcript is spliced from 7 exons.
UAAAAACAAUAAUAUUUAUAAGUAUUAAUUGAAAAUUAUUAUUAAUAUUCAUUUAAGUGUUUCUUUGUAUAAACAACAAGCAAGCAAUCAAGUAAAUAAGGACUCGCAAAAGAGAGACAUAUAAAAGCAAUUAAUUUUUAGUGUUUAAUUUGAUAAAAUGUACAAUAUGUCAAAUAGAUUAAACCAAAUCACCUUCUUUACAGGAAUGGUGUUGUUGGUUUUUUCAGGAUUAAAUCUCUUUAUUGGAUAGUUCCACUUGAAAGGAGAACCCGUAGUUAACUUUAAUGUAAACUAAGUUAGGAGAUUAUUUAAUAGUCAAUAAAGAGGAUGGCAAGAAUGCUGGAUUAAUUUUGAAAUAGGAGUUGAUUUAACAAAUUACUUAACUUGGAACUCAAAAUUCGCUUAUGUUUACCUUAACGUAUAAUUUAAGAGCAAAGAUGGAAAGUAUUUAUCUGAAAACAUAAUUUGGGAUUCUCACAUUUAAAGAUAAUUGUAACCUACUGUCUUCGAUGGCCCUCUUUAAAAAUAUUAUGAAAAAGUUAAUUUACCUUCAAACAAGCUUAACAUUAAAAACUCAAGACAUGAAUAUGCUCUUAGAGAUGUCUACAGCAAUUUAUUAGGCUAAGAAGUAACCUUCUAAGUAUGGGUUGAAAUUACUCCUAUUAUCGGAAAUAUCUUUAGAGAAAAGAUCUAUGAAGCUCCUUACACUCUUCCUAACUAAUUAGUCUUAAGAGAUCCUUGAAAAUUUUUUCUAUAAAUAAAAACUAUUUUAAAUAAAUAUUGUAAAAAAAAAAACUUUUUAUUUACUGCUUUCUUUUAAGUUUUUGAUUAUUCUGAAUUUAAAUUAUCUGCAAACAUUAA